Messenger RNA from Chrysemys picta bellii (western painted turtle), 5874 nucleotides. It is a transcript of the gene TBC1D31, whose product is annotated as TBC1 domain family member 31. The record is from RefSeq and is a predicted model, not a curated record. Gene Ontology annotation, cellular component: centrosome. Gene Ontology annotation, molecular function: protein binding. NCBI's taxonomy places the organism in Eukaryota, Metazoa, Chordata, Testudines, Emydidae.
GAUGAAGGCCGCUGCAAGAGCGCAGCCAGGGGGCUGGGGCGGGGAAGCCCCUGCGCAGGUCUCCGAGCUGUGGGCUGGCCUAGGAAUAGCCCAUCAUGAAGGAAACAAACAUCAAGAGGGGGAGGGAUAGCUCAGGGGUUUGAGCGUUGGCCUGCUAAACCCAGGGUUGUGAGUUCAAUCCUUGAGGGGCCAUUUAGGGAUCUGGGGAAAAAUGUGUCUGGGGAUUGGUCCUGCUUUGAGCAGGGGGUUGGACUAAAUGGCCUCCUGAGGUCCCUUCCAACCCUGAUCUUCUAGGAGUCAAUCAAAAGAUUUCUCCCCAGGCCAGAAGUCUGUAAUACUUUUAUUACGGAUCUUAUGCUGGCACUUAGUGGCCUUGCUCAUGGAUCCGGUUGUGUUAGGUGCUGUACAAACAGAACGAAGCCAGGCUUGGCCCCAAGGAGUUUCUAGUUUAAGCAUAAGACCAAAGACAUCAGACGGAUCCCGACAGAUGGGAGAGUAGGGCGAAACAAUGAGGCAGUAUGGGUCAGCAUGAUAGGUCUUGGUCUCAGCACACCCCUUGUCCUAACUGAGUAUUUUGUAGGCUUCAUGGCCAAGAAGAGUUAUAAAGCGGGAUUUGAAAGUAGAUAAUGAGCUAGCCUUGCAGAUGUUUACAAGAACACCACCUCCUGCCUUGUGGGGCAGCAUGGGAGAAAGUACAGAAGUGCUUGUCUGAAAAUGUGACGUACACAGUGGAAGCUGGCGCUUUGGGCUGAUCAGAGGUGAGCCUCAACAGCUCAAUAGUGCUUGAGAGGUGUUGGUGAGGGUGGAGAUUGAAAACAAGCAUCUUAUGUUUGAUGCCAUAGAGAAGAAGGAGCCAGUGGAAGGACUCAAAGAGAGGGGUGACAUGGUCAAAGUGAUGGGCUAGGAAAAUAAUCUUAGCAGUAGCAUUCUGAGUGGAUGUGAGUGGGACAAGAUUGUAUUUGUCAGGGCUAGAGAGAAGGAUGUUGCGGUAAUCAAGUUGCGAGAUGAGAGCCUGGACCAGAGUUUUAACUGUGUUGAUGGAUAGGAAAGGCCAUAUUUUAGAAAUGUUAUGCAGAAAGAGAGAGUUCUCAGUUGAAGAUGACGCACAGGUUACGGUCCUGAGUGACCCGCGGGAUGAUGGUAUUGUCCAUAGUGAUCAAGAAAGGAGAUAGUGGAGAGAGUUUGGGGGUGGAAAGUUAGGAGCUCUGUUUCAGACAUGUUCAGCUUAAGCUGGUAGUUGGACAUCAGCAAGGAGACAUCAGAGGGACAGUAGCAUUCGCUUAUAAUUUCCAAGCAAACAUAUUUUCAAAACUGCAACCUACAAGGAUGCUUGUUACAAACCAAAGCAAUAUCUCAUACAAAUAAUAAAUAACAAUAUCCAACAUAUCUGCCUAAUUAUGGUCUCUUCUCUGUGGUCUUGUUACUGCAGCCCUUAUCCUCACUCCUUCCUAUUCCUCUCCUGCUAGCUCCUAUCCCAUUGUGCAACGUUAUCUCUUAUUGUGCUGUAUGUAAACUUAGGAUGAGGUCCCGCAAAUUCUUUUAGGUGGGCAGCACUGCAUCGGUGCAGAGCCAUUUCCAAGAUCUAGCCCCUAGUCUGUAAUCUCUUUUGGCAGAAGAGUGUCAUGCACAGUACUGUAUAAAUAAUACAUGUCUUCCACAAUUAGAGAUUUCUCAAAAUCAAGUACUACAUUAGGAUACUAUUUGUUUAUCCCUCAUGCACACCACACCGUGCCUUGAGCAGUUAGGAGUUUGAACAACAUAAGACAUUCUAUGAUCUUGCAGACUGUGGAGUUGAGAUUAUGAAGAAAAGCACAAGACUGUGAAAUGGGAAUGAUUAGGGGAAAAAAAAAAGUAGACCCAUUGGCAGGCUUAGUAAGAAAAGACCCUGAAUCCUCAAGAUCGGGGCUGCUUAAGGCUGCGGCCUGGAGAGAAAUCCCCUCCUAUGGGCCCUCUGAUCUGCCACCGAGGAGAGACAGGGCCUGUGUGAUUAUAUCCCCACAGGAUAUCUCUCAAACAGGGAUUCGCCUUCAACAGGAUGACACAGGCCUGGUGUUUAAAAAUGACAAACUUCCUGAAGAAAAUUAAACAGUUCUAGUAGUAUUGCAGUAAAUUCAUGUGCAAAUUAUUUUGAGGCAUCAUCAGUGUGAAUAGCAAAAAUAUGCAUAAUCUCAUUUUUUAAAAUUGCAUUAGACAAAAUUGCUUAGAGAGUUCCCAAGAAAGUUUAUUAGAAAUAUAGGCAUGUGAUGGUAGAGAACAAGUGCAAAAGAUGAACAGAUAUAACUAGCAUGUAUAUUGUAUUCAAAAGUUGAGAAACUUUUUGUAUAAUAGGUAUAGAGGUUCGGAUUGCGACUCCAUAAAUUGAGUUUAUUAUCAUUUUGCUUUUUGUUCCACUUAGAAUGUAGCUGGGUUACUUUAUUUUCAGAAAAGAGUUUGGAUGGGGAGAGUCAUAGUAAACGUUAUUCACAGUGCCACAGGAUAUCAUUCAAAGACAAUACGUUUUCUGAAUGUGGCCUUUGACAGUUCUGGAGAUUCUUUACUUGCUGGAGACCACCAAGGGAAUAUCUAUGUUUUUGACUUGACUGGAAACAGAUUCAGUCUUGUUCAGCGAACGAUGCAGGCUUGCACUGCUUUGGCGUUUAAUCUUCGCAGGAAGACUGAAUAUCUUGUGGCUUUGGCAGAUUAUUCCAUUAAAUGCUUUGAUACAGACACCAAGGAGCUAGUUAGUUGGAUGAGGGGACAUGAUUCUUCAGUAUCUUCAAUCUCCGUCCAUGGUUCAGGCAGAUACGCCAUUACUACAUCCACUGAUACAGCACAAUUCUGGGAUCUCGAUACCUUCCAAAGAAAAAGAAAGUUGAACGUCCGCCAAUCUGUGGGUAUUCAAAAGGUUUUCUUUCUUCCACUAAGCAACACCAUCCUCAGCUGUUUCAAAGAUAAUUCUAUCUUUGCAUGGGAAUGUGAUACUCUUCAAUGUAAAUACCAGUUGCCAACUCCAAUAGAAGGCUCUAUGUUGCAUUAUAAAGUCUUUGCCGUUACCAGAGAUGGCCGGGUGCUAGUAACAGGAGGAAAAUCAAAUCAUCUUCACUUGUGGUGUCUGGAGUCAAAACAGCUGUUAAGAAUAAUCCAGAUGCCUACAAAAGUACGAGCUGUUCGCCAUCUGGAAUUCCUUCCUGAUAGUUUUGAUGGUGGUUCUAAUCAGGUUCUUGGAGUGCUAAGUCAAGAUAAUAUUAUGAGAUUUAUCAAUAUACAGACGUGCAAACAUCUGUUUGACAUUGGGAAUCAUGAGGAGGGAAUCAGCACAGCAGCUAUUAGCCCAAAUGGACGGUACAUUGCAUCAGUAAUGCAAAAUGGUAGCCUCAACAUAUACAGUGUCCAGGCUUUAACGCAGGAAGUAAAUAAGCCACCACCACCCUUGGUUAAAAUAGUUGAAGAUUUGUCAAAAGGCAAGUUGGGAGCAAGUAAACUUACAAUGAGAGUAACAUCAGGAAGGUCAGAGAGGCCUUGGAAAUCGAGAGGAAGUAAAACUCAAACCAGAGUGCUAAAACCACAAGUGAACACUUCACUUGAAAAUAAAGAGAACGAGUUGCCAGAUGGAUUAAACAAGAAACGUCUACAAGCCUUACUGAAAGGAUUUGGAGAAUAUCCAGCAAAAUACAGGAUGUUUGUUUGGCGUGCCUUACUACAACUUCCUGAAAAUCACUUAGCAUUUAGUAGCCUAAUAGAUAAAGGUAUCCAUUCUGCAUUUGUGCACUUAAAGGACGAAUACCCCAUGAAAAGUAGGAAACUGUUGAGAGUCUUACAAAGGACCUUAUCUGCUUUAGCUCACUGGUCUGCUAUCUUUGGUGAGACACCAUACAUACCUCUGCUAGCAUUCCCAUUUGUAAAAUUAUUCCAGAACAACCAGCUGAUCUGCUUUGAAGUUGUUGCUACUGUAAUAGUUAAUUGGUGUCAACACUGGUUUGAGUAUUUUCCUAAUCCUCCAGUCAAUGUCCUUAGUAUGGUGGAAAAUAUCUUGGCACAUCAUGACAAGGAAUUGCUUCAACAUUUAAUAAACUGCAAUGUGACUUCACAGCUAUAUGCCUGGCCUCUUCUAGAAACAUUGUUCUCUGAGGUUCUAACAAGAGAAGAAUGGCUGAAAGUGUUUGAUAAUAUCUUUUCCAACCAUCCUUCAUACUUUCUCAUGAUGGUUGCUGCCUAUAUCAUAUGUUCCAGAGCUCCUUUGCUUCACUGUAAUCAAACAGAGGACUUUGAGUAUUUCUUCCAUCAUCGGAACAAUCUGGAUAUUAAUGUUGUGAUUAAAGAAGCCUAUCAUCUUAUGGAAGCUACCCCAGCAGACAUCCAUCCACAACGUAUGCUUGAUGACUUCAUACCACUCACAAAGGGCCAGUACCCAGUAUUUAAUAAAUACCCCAGGUUUAUUGUGGAUUAUCAGACUCAGGAGCGAGAGAGGAUCAGACAGGAUGAAAUAGAAUAUUUACGAGAAAGACAAUUAGUUCAUGAAAUAGAAGCUAAAGCAGUACAGCGAAAAGUAGAAGAUGAGGCCUGGUAUCGGAAGCAAGAGCUGCUUCGUGAGGCUGAAGAACAGAGGAGAAAAAUUCUGCUGCAAGAAGAGGAAAAACUGGCAGAUCAAAGACAGAGACUAACAGCUGUGAAAAGAGAGUUGAAAGUAAAGGAGCUGCAGUUAUUGGAUGCUGCAAGAAGGCGUUUCCUGAAACAUCAGCAGGAUCAGCGUCAAAUGGAGCUAAAACGUCUGGAUGAUGAAAUUGCAAGAAAGGUGUCCAUGAGAGAGCGAGAAACAGCUGCUACUGUUCAAGAUGUAGAAGUGCGGCAAAUGGAACUUGAAUCCCAAAGACAGCUUUUUGAACAGCAACUUGUCAAAGAUCAAGAGACAGUGACACAGGAAGUAAAAGGAGAGAUAGAUGCCAGUCGAAGAAGGGCUGAUCUUGAAGAACAUCUAGUUCAGAGGUUGAUAGAAAUUGAUCGGGAUGAGGACCAUAAAGCACAGAUGCUGGCUGAAGAAAGUUUAGCAAAAGCUGAUCAGAAGUGCAUCGACACAGACUGGAGAAUCCAAGCCUUGUAUAAACAAAGAUGUGAUGAUCUGGACCGCGAGGCACAUUAUGAAGAGAUAGCUAAACUUCUUCAUGACAACAGAGUAAAAGAAGCAGAGUUGCUGAAAGCAAUGAAGGAAGAGGAGGAUAAAAGGUGGGAAGAAGUUACAGAGAAACGAGCUCAACUGGAAGCAGAGCAGCUAGCUGUUGCUGCGUUGGACGCACGGAGGAAGCAGUUCUUAGAUGAUGAAAUGAACGACGCAAUAGAACUGGCUGAAAAGCUACAAAGUGAAGAUGGCUAUUUUGAGAGAUUGCGUGAUUUAAAGACUGGGUGUGUACAGCAAGAUUUAAAAUUCCAGCAGGUGCUGAGGGAAGCCCAACCCAAGUCAGGAUAUGUCUGUCUAAAUGAUUUAUCUACAGCAGAGUCCUCAGCACACUUUUCUUUAGAUAGAAGACGAGAAGACCUGGAAUGCAGAGAACGGGAACUGAUGGCAGAAGUCAGAGAGCUCAGGCAAAAACUUACUUCAAAGGCCCGAGCUACAUAUCCACUACCUCAUUUUCCAGACACAAAGUGGACCGCUUAAGAAAGCACACUUCAUACUUUAGCUAUACCUUAUUAAUCACUGGAAUUCUAAAUAGUUAUGUUGUGAUCAAAGAGAUUGAUUUUUAGAUUAUUUAUUAUAAAUACUUUUGGAAAUAAUACUUUUGUAUAUAAAAAUAAAAUACUAACUAGAAAUGUUAUAGUUGCUCACGUCUGUUUGUUCUGUCCAUAAUGAUACUUCAUUCUUGGUUUUUUUUUAAAUAAACAUUACUUUUUUUUAUUGCUGUA